AUGCCUGAGAAAUUAACCAAUGCAACCCUAAUACUCGUAGACUUUUUGCUCAUGGGAUUCCCUGAUGACCAAGUGCUACAGAGACUCUGGACAGUUCUCUUCUUCCUGAUUUACAUGGCAGCCCUGAUGGGGAAUCUCCUCAUUAUCACCCUCACCACCAUUGACCAGCAUCUCCAAUCCCCCAUGUAUUUCUUUCUGAAGAAUUUGUCCUUGAUCGAUAUCUGUUACAUCUCUGUCACAGUCCCCAAAUCCAUCAUGAACUCUCUGAACAACAGCCAUUCCAUCUCCUUCAUAGGAUGUGCUUCACAAGUAUUCCUUGUUAUUUUUUUCGCUGGCACAGAGUUCGCCCUCCUUCUAGUGAUGUCCUAUGACCGCUAUGGUGCCAUCUGCCACCCUCUGCACUACGAGGCCAUCAUGAAUAGAGGCACCUGUGUGCAGAUGGUGACUGCCUCAUGGCUCAGUGGGUGUCUCUAUGGAUCUCUUCAUGUUGCAGGUAUGUUCUCUGUCCAUUUCUGUGGGCCAAACAUAGUGCAUCAGUUCUUCUGUGAUAUUCCAUCUUUGCUGACACUUGCUUGUUCUGGGGAGCAAGUUUUAGAAUAUGUGUUUAUUAUUGCUAGUUGUUGUUUUGCUUUUGUAUGUUUCAUUUUAAUGGUUGUUUCCUAUGUUUAUAUUUUCUCCACUGUCCUAAAAAUUCCUUCUGCAAAAGGAAGACUGAGAACCUUUUACACCUGCAUGCCCCAUCUCACUGUGGUGACCUUGUUCCUCUCUUCUGGAUUUAUUGCAUAUUUAGGUUCAGUUUCCAAAUCUCUAUCAUCACUAAACCUCUUUAUGACUGUGUUAUAUUCUCUGUUACCUCCCAGCCUGAAUCCUGUCAUUUACAGCCUCAGAAACAGGGACAUGAAGGUGGCCAUUGGCAAUUUUUUGGUGAAAAAAUGA
Rhinolophus ferrumequinum (greater horseshoe bat) is the source of this 936-nucleotide messenger RNA. Its product is annotated as olfactory receptor 14A16. Gene Ontology annotation, biological process: G protein-coupled receptor signaling pathway. NCBI's taxonomy places the organism in Eukaryota, Metazoa, Chordata, Mammalia, Chiroptera, Rhinolophidae. The record is from RefSeq and is a predicted model, not a curated record. Gene Ontology annotation, cellular component: membrane. Gene Ontology annotation, molecular function: G protein-coupled receptor activity; olfactory receptor activity; odorant binding. The transcript has a single exon. Bases 1 to 936 code for a protein of 311 amino acids.